This is a messenger RNA of Arabidopsis lyrata subsp. lyrata, 1789 nucleotides long. Its product is annotated as NADPH-dependent aldo-keto reductase, chloroplastic. The transcript has 7 exons. Bases 663 to 1610 code for a protein of 315 amino acids. Gene Ontology annotation, molecular function: aldose reductase (NADPH) activity. Gene Ontology annotation, cellular component: cytosol. The record is from RefSeq and is a predicted model, not a curated record. NCBI's taxonomy places the organism in Eukaryota, Viridiplantae, Streptophyta, Magnoliopsida, Brassicales, Brassicaceae.
AAUCAUGUAUGAUAUGAAAUCUAGAAUCCCAAACCUUGGAAACAUGUAUAAAUUUUGAAUUUUGAUCUUUCAAAACUUGGGGAUUGCUUCUUCUUCUUCUUCUUUUUCCUUUUUGUUUUUUAUGUUUUUUUUUUUUUGGUUUUGUAAUCUGCUUACUGAAUGAACUCAUAUAAACUCAUACAAAAUAUAAAGUCAUCUACAAUUUUUUUUUUGUCGUAAAACCACAUAACUGUUUCUUAUCACAAAUGCUUUUGAAUAACAAAUCACAAAGUAUAGUAUUCUAAUAUUGCUACAAUAUUAUGACACAUAUAAAACCUUUAUCAUGAUAUGAAAAGAAUUAUAAAACUCCAAAAAAAAAAAGGUAAAAAAAUCAUGUACAAAUUCAAAUUGUCUUGGUUGUUUGAGAGUGCUGAUACUUUGUGAGGACACAAAAAAAGUGUCAGUCACAUUCGAGAUUAGCAAAGAGGGAAUUAAGAUACGUCCACCGUCCAUUGGUCCAUGUAAUGAUUAAUAUCUGACGUGGCCUUUACUAACUAAGAAAGAACUAUUAAAAAAGAAAAAAUCAAUUUGGCCACGAAUCUCCCGCCUCUGUCGCUCUCACUUCUUCUCACCCUUUAAUAGCUAGUGCAGUGUGCGUUGAACAACCACCACCACAUCUUAUAAUGGCAAAUGCGAUCACAUUCUUCGAGCUCAACACCGGCGCUAAGUUCCCGUCGGUGGGUCUUGGAACAUGGCAAGCUUCUCCUGGCCUUGUUGGUGAUGCAGUCGCCGCCGCUAUUAAGAUUGGAUAUCGUCAUAUAGAUUGCGCUCAGAUCUAUGGCAACGAAAAAGAGAUUGGAGCGGUUCUGAAGAAAUUGUUUGAAGACAGAGUAGUGAAACGCGACGACUUGUUCAUCACCUCCAAACUCUGGUGUACUGAUCAUGACCCUCAAGAUGUACCAGAGGCAUUGAACAGAACUCUAAAGGAUCUGCAGCUUGACUAUGUCGAUCUUUAUCUGAUGCACUGGCCUGCACGGAUGAAGAAAGGUUCUGUUGGAAUUAAGCCAGAGAACAUUUUGCCUGUAGAUAUUCCUAGCACAUGGAAAGCCAUGGAAGCACUAUACGAUUCGGGCAAGGCACGAGCCAUAGGUGUAAGCAAUUUCUCCACCAAGAAACUAGCUGAUCUCUUGGAGUUGGCCCGUGUUCCUCCUGCUGUUAAUCAGGUUGAAUGUCAUCCUUCUUGGCGACAAACUAAGCUACGAGAGUUCUGCAAUUCCAAAGGGGUUCACCUUAGUGCAUAUUCGCCGUUGGGUUCUCCAGGGACAACGUGGCUGAAGAGCGAUGUUCUGAAGAACCCGAUACUGAAUAUGGUUGCGGAAAAACUCGGAAAGAGUCCUGCGCAAGUCGCCCUUCGUUGGGGACUCCAAAUGGGUCACAGUGUGCUUCCCAAGAGCACCAAUGAAGGAAGAAUCAAAGAGAACUUUAAUGUUUUCGACUGGUCAAUACCCGAUGACAUGUUCGCUAAGUUUUCUGAGAUCGAACAGGCUAGGUUAGUGAAUGGUUCCUUCUUUGUUCAUGAGACACUGAGCCCUUAUAAGUGUAUUGAAGAAUUAUGGGAUGGCGAGAUAUGAUUGUUAGCUGAUCUAUUUGUUUUGUCAAAUAAUGGGAGGUUUUUCUCUCUGAUGAACUUGUCAGUUUCUUAUGGAUGUUACAGAAAAAGACAUGUCACUGAUAUAUUUAUUUACAAUCACUUUUUUAAAAAACAAAAAAAAACUGAAAGGAUCUAUUUAUACAUUUGCAAUGUAUUAUA